CUGAGUCAUAAAUUCUACGUGGGACCAUUCUCAUAGAGUGCUGGGAGACCAAUCUGACAAGGCGAUUAGAAAUGAGAGACGUUAGAGGAAUACUAACUAAGGCCCUAUUGGCCGUCAUUUUCUCAAAUGGACUUUGCAAAGGAUCGUCAGAAAGGGAACAUGUCUUGAAAAUGGAUGAAGCCUUGCUAACAGUCCACAACCAACUGCCAGAGGGCAUCACCCUUCUCUUUGUCUCAGACUACUGCUACAAGUGUCUGUACCAGCCACUGGUCAGUGUUAGUGGAGGACAAAGCAAUACGUCUGUAGUUGUGAGCACACUCUUCGCCCUCACUUUAAUGGUGGAGCAGGACCCUGGAAACCGGACCUUAUGCAGGAGGAUGGAGACUUUUGAGGAGGCAGGACAUUACUCCCUCUGGGUCAGAGAGUCUGAGACACCGAGCGAUGUGACCUGCUUUCUGUCUGUGGACAAGAAUCCAAGCAACAGCUACCUACCUCUCCUGGCUGCAGCUGUCCUUCUGUCCUUUCUGUCUCUCCUCUGGACAGCGGCGCCGUACAUCUACAGAUGGAAGUGUACUUCAAAGAUCAUCAAUUUAAUUUCCUGCCGGCGCCCUCAAUUAUCUACAGAAAAUGAAGGUCCAUCCAUUGAAUCUGGUAGCCAGCCAAGAUCAUCGCGGCUAAAAUCACUGGACACCUUUCGAGGGUUCUCUCUGACUAUCAUGGUGUUUGUGAACUACGGAGGAGGAGGCUACUGGUUCUUUCAGCAUGCUCCAUGGAAUGGUCUGACGGUGGGUGAUCUGGUGAUGCCUUGGUUUGUGUUCAUCAUCGGUACGUCUGUGGUGCUGGCGUUCAGCUCCAUGCGCAGAAGAGGGGUGGGCCGCCUGCAGCUGCUGAGGAAGCUGUCCUGGAGAACGGCGGUACUGAUGCUGAUCGGCUUCUGCUUCAUCAACUACAGCCCCAAAGAUGGACUGUUGUCGUGGUCAUGGUUACGGAUUCCUGGAGUUUUGCAGCGUUUGGGCUUCACCUACUUUGCUUUGGCCUUGAUGCAGACCUUCACAGCCCAGACAGAUGUCCCACUAAAACAGCAUCAUUGGUGGAACCCUAUUCAGGAUUUGGUUUUGUAUUGGCCAGAGUGGAUCUUCAUCAUCAUUCUGGAAACUGUGUGGUUGUGUGUCACCUUCCUCCUCCCUGUCCCGGACUGCCCCACCGGCUACUUGGGGCCCGGAGGUAUUGGAGAUGAAGGCCUGUUUCCAAACUGCACUGGAGGAGCAGCUGCAUACGUAGACAAGUGGUUGUUAGGAGACAACAUAUACUGGCAUCCAACAUGCAAGGCCCUAUAUCGUACAACACAGCCCUUUGACCCUGAGGGAGUUCUAGGGACGAUCAACUCUGUGGUCAUGGGAUUCAUGGGGAUGCAGGCUGGGAAAAUUCUCCUGUUCUUUCGCCCGAAGACUCACGAGGUGUUGACCCGCUUUCUUGUUUGGGCCGUUCUCCUGGGAACCUGCGCAGCCAUCCUUUCUAAGUGCACGCGAGACGAAGGAUUUAUACCUGUCAAUAAAAAUCUUUGGUCUCUGUCUUAUGUGACCUGCAUGGGCUUUAUGUCCUUCCUCCUGCUCGGAUUGAUGUACUUCAUUAUAGACAUCAAAGGCUGGUGGGGUGGGCAGCCUUUCAUAUACCCAGGCAUGAACUCCAUCUUCGUGUACGUGGGCCACUCUCUCCUGGGUUUCUAUUUCCCAUUCAGCUGGGAGAUGCGCUUCCAAGAUAGCCACUGGGAGUGGCUCUUCAAGAGCCUAUGGGGCACCUUCCUCUGGGUGCUAAUCGCCUACCUCCUCUACAGGAAGAAAUUCUUCCUCAAAAUCUGAUGGCCCACCAGCUGAAGACUGAGCCAGCCCCCCCACUUUGACCACGCCGGACCAUAAAAUCAAAUUAGGAAUAUUUUGUGGGCUUAAUUAGCAAAUAGCUAUGCGUGUAAAAACCCUGGGAGGCCAGAUUUAUGGGUGACCGCAGACACCUGCGAUGUUUUAUUUGGUGUCUGCUCUGUUAGGACCAAAUGUGGCGAUUAAAUCAAAUAUACUGAAGUGGUACUUAACAAAUUAGAAGGAGCGAUUCCUCCACUCCAGGAUAGCCAUUAUCAAUCGGUUGCCAUGGCCGCACCCCAGUGUUCUAGGGGGGAAGAGGGGGAACCAUCUGCUCCUCAAGUGACAGUGCCUUAAUAGGGGUCAAGCUGGACGGCUCAGUAAGGAGUGUGUGUGUGUAAUAAGGCCAGCCCCCCUCUCCUGCUCACACUAAUGGGGAGUCAGAGAUAGCACAUGUCCACAGCCCACCCUCGCCCACACCACACUGCAGCAGAAACAAAACACUGAGAUCUCUCUUUGGCUUGAUAUCACUUCUUCACUCGUUCUUUUGUAUCUCUCUGUUGUUGUAGUUGCUGUGCAUAGGGAGGACUAAGAAUAAAAUAUUUUUGGUCUUG
Messenger RNA from Clupea harengus (Atlantic herring), 2467 nucleotides. RefSeq names its product heparan-alpha-glucosaminide N-acetyltransferase. Lineage: Eukaryota; Metazoa; Chordata; Actinopteri; Clupeiformes; Clupeidae. The record is from RefSeq and is a predicted model, not a curated record.